UUAAAGGGCGUGAUCAUAAUUAUGACGUCAAAAAUAGGUGUGGUAGGGCGUGGUUACUCACUACUCGAUACCAGGAUUUGGUAUCGAGUACUUGGUAUCGGAGGCCUGGUAUCGGAUAUAUGAGUACUUUGGUAUCGUAUCGCCCACCUCUACGAGACAGCUUACUCCGUCCACGUGGACUCCUCCAUAGCAUAGAUCUUCCUCAGUUUUUUCUCUUUUAUAAUUCUCAGAAGCAGUCAUGGACGUUCAUAGAUUGAGAUUUAUUGAUCUGAAGCCCAAAGCCAUCACUUCCUUGGCGUUUGACUCCUCUCUCGACUUUCCCAGGCUAGCUGUGAGCAGGUCUGAUGCCUCAAUUGAGAUAUGGCGCUACAUUGGGACUCAUAAAGAUUUCUGUUACUGUCACACUAUACCGGGAAGAGAAGGGAUCUCGAUCGAGUCUUUAAAAUGGUCCGGGGAUAGACUUUUCUCAGCUGAUCUAUCAGGUACUAUUAAUGAGUGGAGGGUUAAUUCGUUGCUCCCAGUUCAGUCAGUCGUUAGUAAAGGCUCUACUCCAAUCUGGUCUAUGGAUAUUAAUAGUGAUGGGUCUAGUCUUGUUGUUGGAUGUGAAAAUGGAGAAGUUUGUCUUUAUGAUUUGAGUUACGAUGCUUUGAUCUACUCCCGUACUCUGGUCAAACAAGAUGGGCGGAUUCUCUCUCUCUCCUGGCACCCCACGGCCCCACGUAUUGCCAUGGGAUGUGCUGAUAGUACCUUAAGAGUCCUCGACACUGAGACCAAUAGAUCAAUCCUCCGUAUCACAAUGGACAAGAACAGCAAUGAGGAGAAUACUCUUGUCUGGAGCGUAAAGUUUUUAAGUGAUGAUACGAUAGUUAGUGGUUCUUCUCUGGGUAGCAUCAGUUUCUGGAACAGCAAGUACGGGACUCUUAAGCAAUCUUUUAGCCUCCAUAAUGCCGACCUGCUAACAAUAGCAGUUAAUAGUGAAGAGGAUAUACUUUUUGCUGCCGGAGUCGAUCACAAGAUUGUCCGACUGAAGAGAGUGGAGAAGAGAGGGAAAGGUGAGGCCGGGGGUUACUUUUGGGUGCAGGCAUGUGACGUACGCCCACACACUCAUGAUGUUCGAUCUCUGGCUGUGUCAAGGAAUGGAGUCCUUAGUUCUGGGGGUGUGGACACUGUUCUCUGCUUCAAUAAAGUGGAGGAGUUUGAGAAGGAAAUGAGUUUGAGGCAGUCACCAUUUGCAAGUUGGAACGAGCGAUUCCAGUUAGCACCGCGAGGUAAUAUUCUUCUGUUUUGCGACAAUCGCUCGUUAAAACUAUGGAAGAUAACACCUCAGUCUGUUUCUACUGAUCACUCAUCUUCUACUGUCUGCUCUCCUGAUAAAGACGCAUUGGCUAAGAGUGGUCUUAUCACUCAUAAAGAAAUGGAGUCUGAUCUAUUCAAAGCUAGCGGCCUACCCAUCCUUCUAUUAGAAAUAAAGUCACCAUCGGCCCAGCACAUUGUAUGUUCAGGAAUAUCUGAUGACGGGAAACUAGUUGCUUUUUCUGAUCCCGAGAAGAUCUGGGUGUAUUCCUUGGAGCCAAAGGUCACCUGUAUCUCUACUCAGUUUCUGCCAUCACGAGCCGUUGCUAUAUUUAGUAACAACAACUCUAUUAAUAGUAACACUAGUAUUGCUAUAUGUCCGUCUGAUGGUGGAAUUAAAAUAGCAUCAGUUCCUUCUCCAGUGACUAAGGAUAGUGUUAUAUUCACUGACAUGGAAAUAAGAAAGAAAAAGAUGUCCAUCAGAUCAUACAUUAAACUUAAGUAUAGUCCUGACGGUAAGUACUUACUGGCAAUGAGUGAGAAAUACCGUGUACUGAUAUUCGAUACAAUAAAUGGGACACUCUUUGCUACACUGCCUCGAUUUGACAACACCUUCCCUCCGUCUCUCUCAUUCACUGCCUCGUCCGAGUCCCUCCUUAUCUUUACUAGUGGGGAUCGGGAAUUCUACAAGUUCAACCUCAAGAAAUCAGAGCUAAAGGGUUUAGGUAGACCUUUCUUGAAGGAUAUAGCUAUGCGGGUUUGCUCAAGGAAGGGACUAAGUAUGACACUAGGUCUCAACACAUUUCCUACUCUUCAUGGCCUGUGUAUGAUAUAUGAUUGGGAUAGACUAUUGUUUGUUAGAUAUGAAGCAAAAGGGAAGCAUAAGGAGGACAAAGAGGAGGAGGAGGUGAUUGGAAAGAAGCGGUCUUUAGGUAUGAAAGAGUUGUCUAGUCAUUGUGUUAAGGAUUACCGUGAUAUUGUUUAUGCCGGAGUGCUGGACUGUGGGGAGAUGGUGCUGGUGGAGAAGCCUUGGAGGGACAGGGUGACUGCCCUCCCUCCAACGCUUAAAAUUGAUAAGUAUGGACAGUAGAGUUUUGUUGAUGUAAUUUUAAUUUA
Molecule: messenger RNA, 2409 nt
Organism: Amphimedon queenslandica
Lineage: Eukaryota; Metazoa; Porifera; Demospongiae; Haplosclerida; Niphatidae
Product: U3 small nucleolar RNA-associated protein 4 homolog
Exons: 3
Coding region: 239-2383 (714 amino acids)
Biological process (GO): maturation of SSU-rRNA from tricistronic rRNA transcript (SSU-rRNA, 5.8S rRNA, LSU-rRNA)
Cellular component (GO): small-subunit processome; 90S preribosome; t-UTP complex
Molecular function (GO): RNA binding; protein binding
Source: RefSeq, a predicted model, not a curated record